UGUUUUGCACUGUAGCUCAGAACGUCUGUAGACUGAAACUAAACAUCACUGGUGGGCUUUAGAAAGGCUGCCUGGACCAUUGGCUAGUACCCACUGAUUAGGAUAUGACAGAUUUUUUGAGAAAUGCCGGACUCACAUAUAACAGGGGGUAAUUCGAAGGGGGUUUGCGGCCCUUUUCCUCGGUCGGUAUGGACACAUCCCUAUUCUCCUGCAGAUGAUUUGGACAGACUGUGCGCAGAGAUAUGGAAAAGAGCCGAGCAGACUAAGAAGGGCGUGUGGUCGUUCUUACUUGAUAACAACAGGCUUUUCAGUAAUGACACAACAGCAGAGACAGCCAGUGGAUUGGAAAGAGUGGUCAAGCCACGGGACCUGGACGAGGUGUCCCUCAUGAUCCGCAGAGAGCACCAGAUCCUGCUGCGUGAGCACGGCACGGUUGCCCCUAGCGCCCCUGCCCCUGGCGAUAGCUGUUCCCACGGCGACGAGAUGCCAGCGUGCACUAAGGAGGCGGACGCGGUGGCAUCAGGGAGGAAGGAGGAGGUGCAGGAGGAGGAGGAAGUGAUGUCGCAGGAGGAGCAGCAGUGCAGGUCAAUUGAAAAGUUCCUCAAAGGUUUUCUGAUCCAGAAGAAGAUUGUGAAGAAGGCGCCUCCGCUGUCAGAGGAAGACUUCCCCCCACUGCCCAGUGCUGCCGUCCCCUGGGAUAGUCCCUCAGGAGACAGGAAGCAGGCGAGAGGGCCGGCUGGUGUGGGCGCCGGUGCCAGGGCAGGAGUGGGCAGAGCGAGCACACGAAGACCAGCUGCCCCCUCUGCCAAGGCCCCACACUGGGCACCCCAGGACCCUGCUGCCCCCUCCAAGACACCACACUGGGCACCCCAGGACCCUGCUGCCCCCUCCAAGACACCACACUGGGCACCCCAGGACCCUGCUGCCCCCUCCAAGACACCACACUGGGCACCCCAGGACCCUGCUGCCCCCUCCAAGACACCACACUGGGCACCCCAGGACGCUGCUGCCCCCCUCCAAGACAACCGCCCGAGGCCCUGGUCCAGCUCCUGCCAGCAGUGCUAAAGAGGCACCAAAGGACGGCUGGCCGUGUGCCACCGGUGUGCAGAGAGCGUGGACCUCUCGGCAGUGCAGCCGGUGCAGCCCAUGCCACCAUCACGGCCCGCGCAGGUAGACCAGCCCGCGGCUCGACCCCCCCAGACCC
Alosa sapidissima (American shad) is the source of this 1204-nucleotide messenger RNA. RefSeq names its product translation initiation factor IF-2-like. Bases 124 to 1065 code for a protein of 313 amino acids. The transcript is spliced from 4 exons. The record is from RefSeq and is a predicted model, not a curated record. Lineage: Eukaryota; Metazoa; Chordata; Actinopteri; Clupeiformes; Clupeidae.